This is a messenger RNA of Elaeis guineensis (African oil palm), 4750 nucleotides long. RefSeq names its product disease resistance protein RGA2. The record is from RefSeq and is a predicted model, not a curated record. Gene Ontology annotation, molecular function: ADP binding. Lineage: Eukaryota; Viridiplantae; Streptophyta; Magnoliopsida; Arecales; Arecaceae.
UCCACUUGCCCACAACCCUCUUCCUCCCUCGAGACCUCAUUAGGUGGAGGCAGGUCACCCUGGGUCUCCUCCGCUCACCGACUACAAUCUCUUGCACAAAUCUAUCCGUGAAGUGUUCGGCAAUGGCAGAAGCAGCAGUAAUGGCAGUCGUCUCUCCCAUUCUGAAACUCGUGAUCGACAAGCUGGGUUCUGGGUUUUGUGAAGAGCUGGGAUUGGCGCGGGGUGCCACCUCCGACAUCGGGAGGCUUCAGAGUGUGCUUUCGACCAUCAACGACGUACUUGAUGAUGCCCAGAGAAGAUCCAUCAGCGACAAAGCUCUGACCGGUUGGCUGAGGAAGCUCAAGGAUGCAGCUUUCGAUGCCGACGAUGUGGUGGACGAGUUCCAGUACGAAGCACUACGACGAAGGAACCUGAGACGUAACCAGCUGAUCGGAAGGGUGAGUGACUUCUUUUCUCCUAGCAACCAAUUUGCUUUUCGGCUUAAGAUGGCUCACAACAUAAAAAGGAUCCAUAAGAGAUUCGACCAUAUCGCGGAGGAGAGGUCAAAAUUCCAUCUGGCAGAGGGAUCUACCCCACGAAGGACUAUCGAUCGAGAGACCUUCUCGGUUGUGAAUGAAUCGGAGGUUUAUGGACGAGAUGAAGAUAAAGAGAAGAUCAUAAAUUUCUUGGUCAGUGCAGAUGAUCGCAGUAAUGUCUCGGUGCUUCCAAUAGUUGGAUUAGGCGGAGUUGGGAAGACCACACUUGCCCAGCUAGCUUAUAAUGAUCAGGGGAUAAAAGAGCACUUUGAUCUUAAAUUAUGGGUUUGUGUUUCAGAUGAUUUUAGAAUCCAGAAAAUUGUAAAAGCGAUUAUUGAGAGUGCCACCGGACAAGAAUGUGAUCUCUCAAACUUGGAAGCUGCACAGCUUCAGCUCCAGACGCAACUGAGUGGAAGGAGGUUCUUGCUUGUUCUGGACGAUGUCUGGAACGAGGAUGAAGCAGAGUGGGAGCGACUGAAGACGUUACUGAGAAAUGGCAAGCAAGGAAGCAAGAUUGUAACUACAACACGAAGCGAUGUGGUUUCCAGGAUCAUGGGAACGGUGGCUCCGCACAAAUUGCAAUGCUUAACAAUGAAUGACUGCUGGACUCUGUUCAAGCAAAGAGCAUUUGGGCCAGAAAGAGAAGAGGAGACUCCAAGGUUGGUUGAAAUUGGAAAGGAGAUCGUUGCAAAAUGUGGGGGCUUGCCUUUGGCUGCUAAGGCUCUCGGAAGUCUAAUGAGGUUUAAAACUGAGGCGGAGUGGGAGUAUAUCAGAGGUAGCGAACUUUGGAGAUUGCCUGUAAAUGAGAAUAGUAUCUUACCGGCACUACGAUUGAGUUAUGAUCAUUUGCCCUCUGAUUUAAAGCAGUGUUUUGCUUAUUGUUCGAUAUUUCCAAAAGAUUAUGUAAUUGAAAGGGAGAAACUGAUUCAGCUGUGGAUUUCCGAAGGCUUCAUCCAAACAUUGGACGGUGAUAUUCAUGAAGAGGAAGUUGGCAAUCAAUACUUCAAUAGCUUGUUGUGGAGAUCCCUUUUUCAGGAUAUCCAGAAGGAUCAGUAUAGCAACAUAAGGACAUGUAAGAUGCAUGACUUAGUCCAUGAUCUUGCAUGUUUUGUCGCAAGAGACGAGUCCUCGAUCAUGAGGGGGGGAAUGAAGAGAAGCAUUCCACAUGGAUGUCGGUAUUCAUCAAUUGUUUCUGACGAUACCAUGUCAUCAACGACUUUGAAGGCAGAUUUUGAAGUGAAAAAACUGAGAUCACUAAUUUUAUUGAGACAAAGAUACCACCAAAUGACUCAUAUCAAACAAUUUGCCUUCGAUGUGAUGUUAUCCCUUACUCAUCUUCGUGCAUUAGAUCUCAGCAAAGCUUGCAUCAAAGAGUUGCCCCGCACAAUAUGUAAACUAAAACAUCUGAGGCUCCUUGAUUUGUCGAAGACUGAAAUUGCACUUUUACCUCUCUCGAUCACCAAUCUUCACCACUUGCGGACUUUGAACCUCACAUCGUGUUAUAGACUUCAAAAUUUGCCUGAGGGAAUGUGUAAUAUGAGCAGACUCAGGCACCUAGACAUCCGAGGAUGCAGGAGAUUGAUUUGCAUGCCCCGUUGGUUGGGGCAGUUGCAUAACCUCCAAACACUGUCCAUGUUUAUCGUGGGUAAAGAACAUGGACGUACUAUUUCCGAGUUGGCGCACCUAAAUUUGAUCAGUGAUGGUCUAGAAAUCAGGGAGCUUGGCAAUGUGCAGGAUCCAAUGGAAGCCACGAAAACAAACCUAGCAUCAAAGACAAACCUGCGUUCGUUGGAAUUACACUGGAAACGGUAUAGUGUCUCCAAUAUGGCUUUGGCAGCAUUCUCUAUAGCAGAGGUGGGGGAAGUAUUUGAGAGGCUCAAGCCUCACUCUAAUCUAAAGGAGCUAUCUAUAAGGUACUAUCCAGGUAUCAAGUUCCCAACAUGGAUGACAAGAAUGGAGCUAGCAUCGUCACCAAUUCACAAUCUAGUUAGAAUUGAACUGAUGGGUCUCGAAAGAUGCAAGUGUCUUCCAGCGCUUGGUCACCUGCCUUUUCUUGAACGACUCCAUAUAUUAAAUAUGAAUGCCGUUAGGAGAAUCGGAGUGGAGUUUUAUGGGGAUGGAGGUAUAUUUCCCUCGCUGCGAGGUCUCACUAUGUGGGGGUUGCGUGAUUUGGAGGAAUGGUCUACAGAGACAACAGCAGCAGGAAAAUCAAUGAUGGCAUUCCCUUCCCUUGAAUAUUUUACUCUAGGCAAAUGCCCCAAAUUGAGGGUAGCACCAUGGGUCCCACCGUCAGUUGUGGAUGUUUCUAUUGAGGGUGAUCGGCUAUUAUCAUCUGCAAGCACUCGAGGGUUGCACAAACUAAGAAGUCUGAGCAUCAAGGGAUGUGAAGCACUAUUGUUGUUGUCCUGGUGGGAGUGGAUGCAGGACCUCACCGCUCUUACUAGGUUGCAUAUUCGUGACAAUAAGCUGAUGUGUUUGCCCAAGGGCAUUUUGCAGCUGCGCAUGCCCUCCUGGUGGGAGUGCAUACAGGACCUCACUGUUCUUACUAAGUUGACUAUUUGUGAUGAUAAGCUGAUGUGUUUGCCCAAGGGCAUUUUGGAGCUGCGCAUGCCCUCCCUCCAAAACUUUGACUUGGAGUGCAGUAACCUCAAGUCCAUAUCGGGGGAAGAAAGGGAUAAGCAACAGCAGCCUCCCACCUUCUUCAUGACCAUCCAAGAUUUGCAAAUACAAUUCUGUGGGGAAUUGACCGCUCUACCGAAGUGGCUGGGGAGCCUCACCUCGCUCAGGAGUUUACAACUUCAAAAUUGCCCUAAGCUAGAGAUGUUGCCCGAUGGGCUGCAAUGCCUCACAGCACUUUGGGGAUUGCAGGUCUGUUCUUGCCCCCAGCUGGCGAGGCGAUGUGAGAGAGAGAGAGGUGAGGACUGGCCCAAGAUCGCUCACAUCCCAAACAUCCACAUCUACCCAAGAAAAGGAGUGGAAGAAGAUAGGGAAGAAAAUAGCCAAAGAACUAUUACUAGAUUAAUUAGAAAGUCAAGGUUAACGAGUUGCAUGGGCCAUGGCUGAUGUGGCAACACCACCAUCCGGUGAACUUCUACCUCUGUUGGUUCAUCUUCUUCCCCUUUGCUGUCCAUUUGUACCUUUUCUUUCUUCUAAACGUUGCACUAUUUGAUCCAAGAAAAAAAAAAAAACGUACUGUUUGCAAAUACUGAUUUUUCCACUAGGCUUUGACACCUGGUUCAGUAGCAGACAGCAACAAAUUGGGGCAGUAGCAGCUUGCUUAAUGCAGACCAAGGCAGAAUUGCAGGAGUAUCAGCUCCCAAGCUUGCUAAUUUUCAUUGCUUCAGCAUUUUCAGAUGACUGCUUUUGCCUUACUGUUAAGAUCUUCAACUCCGCUAGAAAAGCUCAAAUCCUCUGUUCUCCAAUGUUAUUGUCUCCCUGGGGGGAUCCAAAAUCUUCAGAAUAUCUCCAAGCCCUGCCCUGUAAAGCAUGUCUAAAGACUGCGGUUAUAGCUCCAUCGUCCCAGCACAUCCAAGUGCUUCCACUCUGUUGCGGCGGUGUUGCUGAGUACAUUCCAUACCUGAUGGUUUCAUGCUCCCUAAAAUGCUACUCUAACUGGAUGCUAUGGCACAUAGCAUUUGACACUGGGAUUAAUCCAUAGCAAUGUAACAAGCUGAUUGCUCAACCUUAAAAAGUCCUACAGAAUUGGCAAGCAUGCUUGAAAGCCUCCCAUAGCUCCAGAAACUCUUGCUUUUUCUUUUGCGUUGGAAAUACAAUGCCAAAAGGACAGAUGAAAGGACCAACAUAUGAAUGCUCAAUUCCAAUUGAUGGAAGUGAGGUAACUCCAUGACGCUUUUAUAAUUAGUAGAAAUGCAUUUGGAUUGGAGGCGCACCUACUGCUGGCAUCGGUCAGACAUAAUAGGAUUGAAGCCUCUCCAACUGUUCCCAGCAUGGUUCUUGAAAUUGAUUGUGGAGGCAUAGAUAGUGGUUUCGGCUUGUACCAAUGGAGAGGGGUUGUGCAAAGAAAAUAGAAAGUUUAACAGUUCUUUAUGUGCAAGGAGGCGGACAGAUUGCAAGCACUCUUAAGUGAAUUACUGUCACUAAUAAUGACGGCUUGCUUGCGUAUUUUGCAUUGUGAUAAGGUGGUAAUUUGCUUUUUGAUGUGUUCCUAUAUUUUUGAGGGAAAACAUAUUCUUUGUACCAUAACUAAUGGUGAUAGCUUUCUGCGACUUUUAAUA